Molecule: messenger RNA, 2610 nt
Organism: Prorocentrum cordatum
Lineage: Eukaryota; Dinophyceae; Prorocentrales; Prorocentraceae
Source: the annotation of a GenBank genome assembly
GCCUGCGACGCCGACGUCGAUCGCUCACUCCCGCGCGCGCGUGCGCAGAUUUUUUUGGAUCCAGGCUGCCCGAGUGCGCGCAGCGGGGGCUUCUUACGGCCGAAGGGGCACCGCCCGACCGUCUGCGAGAUUCCGGUUAUGGCCGGCGAGCCGCCGAAGAAGUCCAAGCGUGCCAAGGGGGACGAAGGCGUGGAUACGGCGCAGAUGAACGACUUCAUUUCGGGCCUCAUCUACGGCAGGAUCCUCAAUGGCAUGUGCAUCACCAUGAUAUUCGGUAAUUUUUACUAUGCCUGGAUGGCGAUUCGCAUGAUGAGGGUAGACGGCCGGAGCGACCACAUGUGCAUGCCGUACGGCGUCAACACUGCUGCAGCAUUUGCGUUCGUCUACAACAUCAUGGCCGUGGCUGCACGCGAUGCUAAGGAGGCUGGCAUGGAAUGGGAGGAAGGCAUCAAUUACGCUUGGAAGGUGACCACCGUGGCGAACCUUGCCGCUGGAUUCAUUGCUGCCUUGGUCGGGUUCGCUGGCCCGGCCAUCAUGAAGGUGGCCCCGAAACCAGCGCUGCUGAUCGCAUUAGCUGGCGUCGGCCUGACGCACUUGGGCAUCGCCCAGCUGAUGAAGGUCUUCGCCGCGGGGCACUUGGGCUUUGUGCCACUGGCCACUGCGGUGUUGGGUUACUUCGUCGGGGUCAAGUUCUACCCGAUUCCAAACGCAGUCAUGAUCAUGUUGGCUGGCGCCUUCAUGGGAUGGGUGUUCAGCUCAGGGUGGCCAGAGGACAAGGUCGACAAGGAUGGCGGCACUUGGGAGUCGGUCAAGAAUGCCGCCUCGAUCUUCCGUUUCUAUACGCCUAGGCUUUUGGAUACGCAGGCCUUCUUUGAGAUACCAGAGGUGGCACUGGAAAACAUUUCGGUCAUUCUGCCUGUAGCCUUUGUCGGCGCUAUCAACACAUUGGUGUCUGUGUACAAUGCGCACGAGGCGGGUGACCCGUACAGCGUGAAGGAGACGCUGGUCGUCGAUGGAUGCACGACGAUGGUGUCCGCUUUGUUUGGGUCCCCUUUCGGCACGUGCGUUUUCUGCAGCCACAAGCCACUCAAGCGCGCGGGAGGGACAAUAUAUUCAAUCUUAUUCUUUCUUCAACUGCGCGCUGUUCUGCUUCAUGUGCGUUACCGGGCAGUUCUCGAUGGUGGCCGCGCUCGUCCCUCCGUAUGCCAUCGCGCCGAUCGUGCUGUUCAUUGGGCUCGCGAUCAACCAGGACACGUUCGGCAACAUCGAGAAUCGGCACCUCCCUGCAGCUAUCAUCGGACUCAUAUGCCAGCCAUCGCAGACUGGGCGAACUCUCAGAUGCCUCCAGGGGCAGGGAGUCCCUCGCUGAUGGCUCUCGGCUAUGGCUCCCUGCUAUCUGCGAUCAUCCUGACAGCAAUGGUCGUCUUCGCCAUCAAUGCCAAUUUCAUGCAGUGUUCGAUUUGGGCGCUUGUGGGAGCGUUCUUGUCGACCUUCGGUAUUGUCCACCAACCUCGUGCGGAUCUUACGUUUCAGAAUUUCACAGGCACUAAGGGUGCAUUCGGCGUCUCGCAGGCGGCCUUCAUGAUUGGCUAUCUCAGCUUGGCUGCCGUGUUCGCAGUGUUGGGCACGUCGCAGCGCAUGGGCGUCUCACGUGUGCCAAAGAAGAAGUUUGAUGCGAAUGAAAAGGAGACUCAGGAAGAGAUUGCCAUGGACAUGGUCAGGGUGAAUACUCAGAAUGAGAUCUGGAAUGCGCUCAACGACGCUAAUCCCACGAUGGCAAGAGAUAAGAGCGAGACGAUUCACGAAAGCUUCGAAGACGGCGAAGGUGGGAGCAGCAGUGACGAUGCGAGCAGCAGCGACUGAUGGCAGCGACGGUGCUGGCAGUGGCCGAUGCCCACACGACAGCAGGCCUCUGCAUGGCAUCACCGAACGCGCUUCGGGGUAGAGCCUCCUACAUGCGAAGACCAGGAACAAAAACGCCCCCUCCUGGCGGUACAUCUGGCUCGUAAGUCCAAUAAUCCUCGCGGACCUCCACCAUGCCUUUUUCUUUUUACAUGGACACAACCUCGGGGUAGAGCCUCUGAGAUGUCCGAAUUAGUUUGUAGUGCAAGUUCGGGGGCAGGGACGUCGCGAUGAGAAGGCACAAGAUCGGACGCAGUGCCAGGCCAAUCAUUUUUGACCUCAUACGGGACAGAUCUUUCAGUGCAGGACGUGCACGAUGAUUCGGCGACAGGCUUGAAUCCUGAGUGUACUUCUGGCGUGCCUAAUACAUUUUUUGUGAGACCGUUUCUUUGCCUCAUAUCUAAAUGUAUAGAUUAGUCCUGCAUUUUGUGGAGCGGCAGGUGUUUCGAAACACCUGGACCAGACCAGGUGCUCCGCGGACUGCAGGCAUGGGGCAGUGUAAAUCUUUUCCCUCUUGCAACAAGAAAGGAGGGCACGAAAAGACAAGCCACGCACGCGCGGGCCGAUGAAAUAGCGGCCGCGCGCGCAGACGGACCAAGAGAAGGAAACACGCGGGCAAGCAGCCGUCCAGACCGCUUCGCUGGCAUGAGGUAUGCUGUGUCUAGACUUGCAGAUCCGAGCAUACAGUCAGGACGCCGAGAUAACGAC